AUGCGCCCUUCCCAAAGCUGCGUUGCGCAGCAGCCAGCCAUUCAGGCCUUCACUCGGGCAACCAAGGCUGGCAUCACGCAACUGCCUGCGAAGAACACAGUCACCAAGACUGCAGUUGCCAAGUCACUACCCGUCUCGCCCUCCAAGAAGCGCAAGUUGCAGGAACUCGAAAAUUUCGACAACGGAAACAGCAAACCAGUCGAAAUCGAGGAGGAAGGCUCACCGUCAAAAACCCUGCGACUCAAUGAAUUGACCGUCAACUCACCACGCAGUGGGCACUACGCUUCACCCAAGAAUAUCCCCAGCCGACGAGGCCGUCCUAAGAAUGCACCCUCGACACCCUCGACCCCAUCCAAGCAGCGAACCUUGGACUUUGAGAAAAUCCCAGUCCUCGAAGAAACACCCGUGAUCGAAGAAACACCCGUGAUCGAACGGCCCGCAUGUUUUAACGAUAUCCUUAACCUGCACUCUUCCUUCGUGCAAGCGUUCUCCAUCCACAUGGCACACAAUGGCACAAAUACACCACCGGAUCUCCGAGAAUUCCUCGGCAGCGUCACUCGCCUCUGGAACAAACGCAAAGUGCAAACGAAGGAUCUGCAGCGCAUCCUGUGGGUCUGGGAGCAAAGCACAAUGGUCUCCAGUAUCUCGUACCGCAUGGCAAAUUACGGUCUCGGCAAAAUCUGCAUCGAACGCACAGUCAACAUCAACGUCCAACCACCCCUCCUGCAAGACUCUUUCGAGGAGGCCCUAGAACUACUCUGGGCCAAGGCCCCGGAAUCUCUCCGCAACUCAAGUGAAGAGGAUCAGUCAAGGCUUUUCAAUGAGUCCUUUGGUCUCGCCACCAUUCACGAGUCGCUUGCCCCGCUGACAACCUUCCGGAAAGGUCAGCAGCGUCUGCAGGAUUUGAAGGGUGGAUUAGUGCGUUUGAACGCAGAAAGACAACAGUCCGAGAAGGCUGAGACGACCCCUCUCCAGCGAAAGGCGACAGUCAGUCGUGGUCAGGGCCUUCUCGAGCGCAUUAAGAGCAAGCAGCUUCGCCAGUCUAAGCUUCCUCCCCCGCCUUCCAAGAUCGAGCUCGUGCGUCUCUCGGCUGCUGAUCGAGUCGAGGAGGUUGCUGGCAUCUUGGCUAUGUUGCGUCCGGCUGGUACAGUUGGCCAUGGGAUUCGGGCAAUGCUCGCUGCCCAGCGCAAACCUUUCAAGCUUGACGUGAUGAUUGAGCACGUGCGUGACUCCAUUCGCAGUGAGAUUGCCCCAGAUGAAGUCGAGAAGUGUCUUGAGAUCCUGUCUGAUUCUAAGGUUGCUGGUAACUGGGUUAGCAUCGUUACUAUCGGGUCGAUGAAGUCGGUGGUGCUGAAGUCUUGCCGCGAUGUCUGUGUCAAAGACAUUAGCGCGAAGGUUGCCCAGCUCAAGACUGACUGGAGCAACUCUCCUUCUGUCUAG
Molecule: messenger RNA, 1440 nt
Organism: Penicillium salamii
Lineage: Eukaryota; Fungi; Ascomycota; Eurotiomycetes; Eurotiales; Aspergillaceae
Source: the annotation of a GenBank genome assembly